Molecule: messenger RNA, 1790 nt
Organism: Culex pipiens pallens (northern house mosquito)
Lineage: Eukaryota; Metazoa; Arthropoda; Insecta; Diptera; Culicidae
Gene: Sbp2
Product: selenocysteine insertion sequence-binding protein 2
Exons: 2
Coding region: 163-1437 (424 amino acids)
Biological process (GO): selenocysteine incorporation
Cellular component (GO): ribonucleoprotein complex
Molecular function (GO): mRNA 3'-UTR binding; ribonucleoprotein complex binding; selenocysteine insertion sequence binding
Source: RefSeq, a predicted model, not a curated record
UUUGUUUACAAUCGUGUGUGAGGGCCAGCCAGGAGUGGAUGAAAAUUUUCAAGUGUAUUUUUGCUCGCGAAAGUUGGACCGAAAAGUGACUCGAAUCGCGCCGGAAAGCUAGCUCCCGAAGAUGAACUGAGUGCCAAGUGGACGCUGCAAGUGGCCGAAAGUAUGAAUCAGCCGCAGUACUCGUCGGAAGCCGGUGGUGGCCUGGCUGCGUUGGGCGGAGUGGGUGGCAAUGGCCCACCCCAGCUGCCAUUGUCUGAUCUGGAAAAGUCCUCCGCCCGGAAGGUGCGCAAGGAGGCGGAGAAGCAGCGCAAGCAGGCCAAAAAGUACGAGGAACAGCUGAAGAAGAUCCGCGGUCCGAAAAGCCAGAAGAUCCAGAUCAUCGACGAGAGCUUCCUGGAGAAGUACAACCAUGCCCAGACGCUGCCGCCGGGGCCGAGCCUCAAAACGAAGAAGAGGUCGAAGAAGACGCCCAGCGAAAUGGUUCAGCUCAAUCUGUCCGACUGCCUGCGGGACCGGCUGAGCUUGGCGGAGAAGGGCGAGCUGGGGCCGGGUGGCGAGCUGAAGACGGUCCUGAAACCGGUCGUCCCGAUUGCCAUCACCCAGCCGAUCGUCUUCCACAAGGGCAAGCAGCGCGAGGUCCCCAAGGAGAAGCGACUUACGAAGCUCAAAAAGGACAUCCUGAACAAUCGGAAGGCCAAACAGGACGAGGGCGCGGCACCGGUUGCUGCUGAGGUUGCCGGAACCGAAUCGUCCUCGCCGCAAUCGGUUGCGGAAGAAGUGGCACAACCGUCACAGUUCACGAAUGGACCAAAGCUAGGCGAGUCGCCGUUUUUGAAGGCGAUCGAACGGUGUUGCUCCACCGACGGCGGAGAUGUUGUGCCGCCCAGCGUCGGCUCGGAGGAGUACCAGAACGGAUUUCCGGCGCUUAACGAUACGGUAGCGAAGGUGCCGGAUAAGGAGAAGGGCGUGCAACAUUCCAGGGCGUUUCGGGCGUAUUGCGACCACCUAAUCACGGACGAGCUGCGUAGCCACGCCGAGACGCUGGUCACGAAGCUGUUCCAGUUCCAGACGAACGCGUACGGUAAGAAUCCGAUCAAGGCGGUCAGCAACAAGCGCUACUGCGUCGGCUUCAACGAGAUCCUCAAGUAUCUGGAGACGCGCAAGCUGAAGCUGGUGCUGAUCGCGCCCGAUCUGGAACCGAACGACAGCAUCGAUCAGCUGGUCGAGCGCGUCAAAACCAUCUGCCGGCAGACGCGCGUUCCGAUCGUGUUCGGGGUGAAGCGCAGAAAGCUGGGCUUCCACCUGCUGAAGAAGGUCCCGGUUAGUUGCGUGGGCGUGCUCAGCUAUAGCGGCGCGGACGAUACGGUUAAGCGUUUGCUUGAGCUCGCCGAGCAGGAACGCGUGAACCUCAGGGCGCAGCUGGCCGGCGGACACUAAAACCAGGACGCAAGCGCUUCUGUUUUACUCGAUGCCAAAGGUAUGAUAUUAUUCUAGUCAAAAGCAGCAACAUGCCAUUCCAGCAUAAUACUAAACAUGAUGCUCCCAGAAAAUCUUCCCCCAAUCACAAACAAAAAAAACAAUCCACUAAACUUUAAUAAUUAACACAAAAAAUAAAGUCAACUAUGUAAGUGUGCAAUGUGUGAAAUUCCCCGAAUUUAACGAAUCUCACUUCGGUUGCAAAUGCCCAAAUGAUUUCCGGUGGAAAGUGGUAUAAAUGUUUCAAUGUUGUAUCGCCGGGCUGGAGAGAGGGUUUAAACGUUAAAAUGAAAUGGUAUAAUAAAUUACGUGGC